GCUGUUUUUGUAAAGUACGCUACAGUUUGGUGACAAUGGCUAACAGAAUAGCUUGGACUUUUAUAUUUGCAUUGGCUGCCCUGCAGUCAUCGUUCGCAGCACCUCCAGCAAGCAGAUGGCAGUUACAAUUCGAGGUAACCAAUGAACUCUUUCAAAUGGUAACUGAGGCAUUGGAAGAGUUGAGAAAUGUAUUUCAACUGGUUAUAGACGAGGCCGAACUUAUUUUACCCCCAAACACAAAAAGUCUUAUUCUUACGGAGCUUAAAGAAUUGGUUGCGGUUGUAGAUUCGCUGAAUUUCGACGACUCUUUGGAGCUGAGCAACCUGGAGGAGGCUCUCGAGGAAAUGCAAAGUGUAAUGGAAAUCGCAGACAGCAGGGAAUUCGAAUCUGAGGCGGACGAGGUGGUCCUCCAGUUAUUCAUACAGCAUGGCGUCGAUGACUUGGAGAAGAUUCUGGAAUUAAACUUGGAAACUACUCUGAAAGCAAUCGAGAUGAAGGUGCAGAACUAUUUGAGCACAUGGUCGGACAGUCGGUUGGCCAGAAAUUCGGAAUUAGUUAAGCAGUUCAAAGACUUCAAGAACGAGGAGGAUGUCUACGAGAAAUUAGAUAAGUUGUCAAAUUUUGAUUUAUUUAAUUAAAAAUUGAACAAUAUGUGUGAAACAUAUACCAUA
Molecule: messenger RNA, 671 nt
Organism: Drosophila elegans
Lineage: Eukaryota; Metazoa; Arthropoda; Insecta; Diptera; Drosophilidae
Exons: 2
Coding region: 36-638 (200 amino acids)
Source: RefSeq, a predicted model, not a curated record